GAAUGCAAUCGAUGAAUCCACUUCGCGCUUUUUAAGCCUUUUGUUGUCUACCAUAACAUCCAAGCCCAGUCGUGCUCCGUAGUCAUCAUCACAUCAAAAAAAAUAAGAACCCGACCCUCCUACCCAGAACCAUAACAUUAGCAUUUACCUCGACCGGAUAAAAGAUUGACACUUCACUUCACACCACCACCACAACCACAACCACAUAAUAACAUCCUCGCCAGCAUUAUCCCAACCCGCAUUCACUGCACAGUGCGGUACCUACGACUCUUUCGUGCCGAUUCAUUUCAAUGGUAUUCCUUUCCCCAGACUCUUGAAUUAGAAUUACUCGAUGUCUGCGAGUACAUAAAAAAGAGAGCUUCAAGGAAGUGGUCAUAAACCGUGUCAAAAGUCGCGUGCUAGAACCACCCCCACUCCACUCCUUCACAGGAAUUUCUCUGUCCUACACAGAGAGUAUUGAUAUCUUUGCAUAUGGCAACAGUAUCACUAUCUCCAUUACCUGUCACAUUAACAACCAGUAUGUCGACCAGGAGGCAGCCGCUCUCCACCAUCUCCAAUGUCGCCAAUUCCCCGUACCGAGCGGUAGCUUCCACCACCACUAAACAAAAGCGAUCAUACGCCAACAUACAACGCGAAGAUGCAUAUGGACAACCCCCCCCCGCGAAAAAACAGAUGCUAGACGCACAUCACCAAACGUUAAGAACUCCUCCGCGUCAAAGUAUUAGCCAAGUAUCGGGUGAAGGAAGGAUUUUUACUCGGCGGUCGACCCAGCCAACCAAUUUUGAACGAAAGUGUGUGGCAGCCAGAGGAGACAGAGGUGCUCAGCAACAGCAGAUUACAAAGGCAGAUAAGGUGCCAGAGGAGAAUUUGGAAUCCAUACGUCAAUGGCAAAAGCAUUAUAGGAAGAUUUUUCCAAAAUUCGUCUUCUACUUUGAGAGCAUACCAGAGGAUGUCCGGCUUAAAUAUACUAAACAAGUUCUCGCCUUGGGUGCACGCGACGAAAAAUUCUUCUCGAAUGAGGUCACUCAUGUCGUCACUACUCGAUCAAUUCCAUCAGAGAUCCCAUUUACCUCGUCAGCUACCGCUGAGUUACAUUCGCAACAUGGCACUAUUAAUCCCUCUUUGCUAGACAGAUCAUCAGAGACUGCAGAUUCGAGGGAGUCUCGAUCGAAGUUUACAUUUGAAGCUCCAGGUGGUAGACGACUUAAUCCACAAGGACAUGAUGGAGACUCAAGACGACAAGUCCGUAGCUCGGACGUACUAUACAAGGCACGAGAAUUGGGAAUGAAGAUAUGGGCAUUGGAAAAGUUGCAACGGAUGAUGACAACAAUGUUUGACACGGAUACUGGUUACCAAACAGCACAUAGCCACAACACACGGAGCCAUUCUGUUCAGGGGGGUACGAUAAGCAGAGGGGGCCGGGAAGCUGACCUAUCCCAAUUAUUGAGGAAUGAACGAAUCUAUGGACCAUCCGAUCGAGACCUCAGCGUCGCCACAAAAGAAAUGACUAUAUUCAGAGGGCCUUAUAUCUAUAUUCACGAUAUUGAUGAAAAGCAAAAGCCAAUUAUGGUUCGAGAAUACAGCAAAGUUGCCCGCAAAGAAGAGGGAGAUUGGCCUCAGUUCCGUAGUGUUGCAAAUGGCAAGUGUCCAUUUGUGGAAGAGGUUGAGUAUAGUCGUCGUGAGGUGGAGAAAGAAAAGGAAUUGAUCCGUAUUCAAAGGCAAAAGGAAAAGGAAAGGGCUGCGGUUCCAAGGACAAGAGCUGCUGCUGCCGCGGUAGAAGCAGCUAAAAUGCAACCACCAAAGGCAAUCAGCAAGCGAGCACUAUCCCAACUUGAUGAUGGAGCAAAUCAAAGGGUUACUGUCUCGACAAAUCAAGCUAAUCCAUUUGAUACUGAUAGAAGUAAUCGUGCAGAACUUGAGUCUUCUUCUCGAGGGCAAAACGCGUUCGUCAGUCGUGCUGGCGUUGGUAGAUUGUUUGGAGGUGAGCCCGUUGCAUCGGGGGUUCAACCAUCGAACAUUACUUCUGCUAUUCGCUCUCAAAUGAUUUCUUCGACUGCAGCUCAACCUGGUCUCAAAGCUGGAACAAGUAAAGAGAUACAUGGUUUGCAGAGAAAGGUUCUUGAGAAGACAAACAGUGGAACUGGAUCCCAUCGUUUGACUGAUAUCACUGCUGCUGUAAGAGAAGACACAGCCACUCGCCCUGCAAAGCGUGAGGCGCAAAAGAAACUUGGUGUAAUUGAAGAGGAUGAUAUUCCUACAGACAAAGAUGAAGUGGCAAGAAAGAUGGAAGCUUCUCGCAAAGCAAAAGCUGUUCAGCAAAGAAAGCUUGAGAAGCGUGAUCCAAAACCCGGAUACUGUGAAAAUUGCGCCGAUAAAUUUGAAGACUUUGACGAGCAUGUCGUCUCACGUAAACAUCGUAAAUUCGCGGAGAAGCUUGAGAAUUGGAAAGAACUUGACGCCUUGUUAAAUCAACUGGUUCGACCUCUUUUAUGAUUGAAGAUUCAUUCGCUUUCGCAAACGUACUUUCAGCCGGUCAUUUGAAUUCAUAUUCGAAAUUCUACAACAGCUUGCCCCACACAAACUAAUAAUAUAACGGCGUUCAUUCAUCGGGGCAUGCAUAUGAAAAACCAAAACGGGAUAGUCACAACAGAAACAUCACAACCACAGCUUAUGUUCCAAACUUUGCAUUUGCUCCUUACGUACCACAAUACCCAACCAUUCACGGUUGCAGUUUCCCCAAGAGGAAUAGAUGAAAGGGAUGGGUAAUGUUGUUUGCUUUUGGGGUUAUGUUACUUGUCAUUGUUUGGUUUGAGUUUACAUUUAGCAUUUACAUAGGGGUUGGCGUUUUUUUCUUUCUAUGUCUGUGUUGAUUCUUUUCUCUUUGAGGGGGUGGGGCGUUGUGGGUUUCCAGGCGUGUUGUUGCUUUUGCUGAAGUCGAGGCUUGUUGAUGGGCAUGGUAUGGCUGAGGAGCAUCUUUUUGCAUGCACUUCGUCGCGGAAUGUCGUUUGUUUGUGCCUUAUGGUGUAUACGAGGUGGGGUGAGAGGUUUGAGACGAGGAAGUCAGAGCGAAAGAAUGCUAGAAGAGGAGCUGCUGCCUAUAAGUGAAUAGCAUGAGAUGGAAUCUGAUGAUGUGUUCAGAAAGCACUUUACUUGUGAGAAGGCGAGAGAAGGGAGGAAGUGUUCUUUCCAUGUACAUAUUAUAUAUGUAUAUGUGUGUCGGUUAAUGAAUGACCGCAUCAAUGAAUAAAGAAAAAAGAUCAUAAGAAUCGAUGUCAAAAUAAAAAUGAGAUUUUAUUCA
Messenger RNA from Botrytis cinerea B05.10, 3298 nucleotides. It is a transcript of the gene Bcdbf4, whose product is annotated as Bcdbf4. Bases 520 to 2493 code for a protein of 657 amino acids. The record is from RefSeq and is a predicted model, not a curated record. The transcript is spliced from 3 exons. NCBI's taxonomy places the organism in Eukaryota, Fungi, Ascomycota, Leotiomycetes, Helotiales, Sclerotiniaceae. Gene Ontology annotation, molecular function: zinc ion binding; nucleic acid binding; protein serine/threonine kinase activator activity. Gene Ontology annotation, biological process: positive regulation of nuclear cell cycle DNA replication; regulation of cell cycle phase transition. Gene Ontology annotation, cellular component: Dbf4-dependent protein kinase complex; nucleus.